UUAAUAUUCGCACACUUCGAAUACUGUUUAAGAACAUUAUGGUUGAAAUGUUCGAUAUCGCAUAAUCAUAAGCAUUUGUUCCCCGUGUGUUGUGACGUCACAGGCAUAGUCUUCUGUCAUUGCUCAUUUAUCGGAAAGCGAAUUUAUCGUACGGUUUUCGUUUUUUAUCGUCGUAUUUGCACGCUCGCAUAAUGACCGUCCGAAGUAAGGAAAUUGAUUUAAAGCACGUAGAGUUCGAUACCAGUGAUGGCGUCGAGGUAUUGUCUACGUUCGACGACAUGAACCUCCGGGAAGACCUCGUUCGCGGUAUAUACGCGUACGGAUUUGAACGGCCUUCGGCCGUCCAACAGCGUGCCAUUAUGCCGAUAGUCAAAGGACGCGACGUUAUAGCCCAAGCCCAGUCGGGUACUGGCAAGACAGCUACAAUUUCAAUCGCUAUGUUGCAAUCCAUUGACAUUGAGCUCAGAGACACGCAAGUAUUAUGUCUUUCGCCAACUCGUGAGUUGGCAAUACAAACUCGAAAGGUAGUUUUAGCAUUAGGAGAUUAUUUAAACGUUCAAUGUCAUGCUUGUAUUGGUGGUACCAAUCUCGGUGAAGAUUUGAGAAAAUUAGAUUUCGGUCAACACAUUGUUUCUGGAACUCCUGGACGUGUGUUUGAUAUGAUAAGACGUAAAGCAUUGCGUACACGUAACAUUAAAAUGUUAGUGUUAGAUGAAGCAGAUGAAAUGCUGAAUCAAGGAUUCAAAAAACAAAUAUAUGAUGUAUAUCGCUUUUUGCCACCUGCUACUCAGGUUAUCUUAGUAUCUGCCACAUUGCCACAUGAAAUAUUAGAAAUUACCAAUAAGUUCAUGACCAAUCCUUUUAGGAUAAUAGUUAAACGUGAUGAAUUGACUCUUGAAGAUAUAAAACAAUUCUUUGUAGCAGUUGAACAUGAGGAAUGGAAAUUUGAUACAUUGUGUGACUUGUAUGAUACUCUAACAAUAACUAAAGCAAUCAUUUUUUGUUGUACAAAAAGAAAGGUGGACUGGCUUACUGAAAAGAUGAGGGAAGCUAACUUCACAGUCAGUUCGAUGCAUGGAGAUAUGCCACAAAAAGAGAGAGAUGUUAUAAUGAAGGAAUUUCAUGCUGGACAAACAAGAGUCUUAAUCACUACAGACAUUUUGGCUCGUGGUAUUGAUGUUCAAGAAGUUUCAUUGGUCAUAAAUUAUGAUUUACCCAUCAAUCGUGAACUUUAUUUACAUAGAAUUGGCCGUUCUGGAAGAUUUGGUCGCAAAGGUGUGGCAAUUAAUUUUGUAAAGAUGGAAGAUGUUAAAAUCUUACGUGAUAUUGAACAGUAUUAUUCAACACAGAUAGAUGAAAUGCCAAUGAAUGUGGCUGACUUGAUUUGAAUGUGCAAAACCCAGACUAUUUUAUAACAUUACUUAAUUUUUUUUUUAAAUUAUUACUAUCGCCUAAUACGUAAUGAUACAUUUUUCAGUAAUGAAAAAUAGUUAACAAGACAACAUUUAU
Molecule: messenger RNA, 1509 nt
Organism: Rhopalosiphum maidis (corn leaf aphid)
Lineage: Eukaryota; Metazoa; Arthropoda; Insecta; Hemiptera; Aphididae
Product: eukaryotic initiation factor 4A-III-like
Exons: 10
Coding region: 192-1388 (398 amino acids)
Cellular component (GO): catalytic step 2 spliceosome; nucleolus
Molecular function (GO): ATP binding; mRNA binding; RNA helicase activity
Source: RefSeq, a predicted model, not a curated record